CAAAGAACCAUAGAACGAGGACAGUGGUACACCAUCGUCUUGCAGUGCGCUUCUUUCGCACUCUUCUUCUUUCUUUCAUGCGAGUUUCGUUUUCUUGAUUUCCUUGCACUUCUCUCCCUCGUGGCUCCUUCUCCUCGCAUCCUUGCCUACUUGGCGCGGCGAGGCCGGUACCCCACGCCCAGCAUGGCUCUCACGCCGGUCGAACAUACAUUCCAUGUCCCUCCUCCAGACCCGGUUGAACCGCCUCCAGACGUCGCAGUGACGCCCUGUGAUCCGUGGCCAGCGCCCUACUAUCUCGAGGGAGGCUUGCGCAGAGUCAAGCCCUAUCAUUAUACCUACAAUACCUACUGCAAGGAGCGAUGGCGGGGUAGGGAACUGUUGGAGAUUUUCCUAUCGGAAUUCAGAGAUAGAGAGCCGGAGUAUUAUAAGUGGGCCAUCGAGACCGGCCAGGUCACUGUUGGCGGCAAAACCGCAACCACUACGACAAAGGUUCUCAACGGCCAGGUCGUAUCUCAUACCCUCCAUCGUCAUGAACCUCCCGUGACUGCUCAGCCGAUUGGUGUAAUCCAUGAGGAUGACGAUAUGCUUGUGAUUGAUAAACCGGCCGGUGUGCCUGUCCACUCUGCUGGGCGAUACCACUUCAACUCGAUCGUCGAGAUCCUACGCGCAGAACGUGGCGGAUGGAAACCGCUCCCCUGUAAUCGGCUCGACAGGCUCACGUCCGGUGUUAUGUUCAUUGGGAAACACCCCAAAGCAGCAGAGAAGAUUGCCAAGCAGUUGCAGGAGCGCAGCGUGCAGAAGGAAUAUAUUGCGCGGGUGAAGGGCAAGUUUCCGGAGGGAGUUGUCGUCUGCGACCAACCUAUCGUUUCAGUCAGUCCAAAGCUGGGAUUGAACAGGGUUAGAGCGACAGGAAAACAUGCGAAGACGAAGUUCCGCCGCGUCGCAUAUUACCCCCCGCGUUCUCAGCGGCCGCAGGUUGCUCCGGAAAAUGGAGACAAUACUGACGAUGGUCGUAAAGCUGCUACACCGCCACCCUCAGAUGUUGCCAACGAGGAUGAUGGUUAUAGUAUCGUUCACUGUCUACCGCUGACCGGUCGUACGCAUCAAAUCCGUGUACAUCUACAAUUCCUUGGCCACCCGAUCACCAACGACCCCAUCUAUUCAAACCGCCGCGUGUUUGGACCGGAUCUGGGCAAGAACGAAAGUUCCUCCGAGCGUGAUCAGGAGAUCAUCGAGCGCUUGUCGGCUAUGGGAAAGACGGAAAUGGCUGAGACGGUUGCGUACCGUACACAUCUGACCACACCCCCUCGGGUCCCGCCUGGCACUGAUCCUGCUGUUAUCGACCAGAUCAUGGCGCGUGAACAUGAUGCUGCUGUUGUCGACUACUACAAGAAAAAGGGCGAGAAGCUGUCUGGCAAGAAGUGCGAGAUCUGUAACACGGAGCUAUAUACCGACCCCGGUCCCCAUGAACUUGGUAUCUAUCUGCAUGCUGUGGCCUACGCUGAUAAGGCCGGCGACUGGAAGUACUGCAGCAAGAUGCCUUCAUGGGCGCUUCCGCCUCCAGGAAUGGAUGGUUUAAGAGAGACUCCUGAUUGGAAGGAUGCUGAGGAAGGUGAGGAGAUCACCAUCGGCGGAGGAACCAUUCCCGGUAUGAUUGAAGACGACGAAGGGACAAAGGACGAAGUCCAAGCUCUCGUGCGAGGCGUUGGCAUUGUCGAUAUCUCAGGGACGAGAGCUGAGGGACAGUCAAAAGGAGAGCAGGAAUCCCCCUUUCCGCGCCCGGCUGAGGAGGAGGAAGUCCAACCAGCGCCAGCUGUCAUCGCUGCGACAGCAAGUUGAGUUUGGCUUGUGGUUCCAGACUGUUCAGCCGAUGGCCGCGUUGGAGGUUACAUAUAAAAGUCUUGCCAUAUAUAAUACUGCAUAGCGUCUGUUCCGUUUAUUCAAUACCAUUUCAGCUACAUAUAGAUCAAUCGAUUUGAAAAGGGCGA
This is a messenger RNA of Paecilomyces variotii, 1988 nucleotides long. Its product is annotated as putative DRAP deaminase. The record is from RefSeq and is a predicted model, not a curated record. Gene Ontology annotation, biological process: pseudouridine synthesis. Gene Ontology annotation, molecular function: pseudouridine synthase activity; RNA binding. The transcript is spliced from 2 exons. The coding region runs from base 184 to 1839 and encodes 551 amino acids. NCBI's taxonomy places the organism in Eukaryota, Fungi, Ascomycota, Eurotiomycetes, Eurotiales, Thermoascaceae.